Messenger RNA from Maylandia zebra (zebra mbuna), 2988 nucleotides. The record is from RefSeq and is a predicted model, not a curated record. NCBI's taxonomy places the organism in Eukaryota, Metazoa, Chordata, Actinopteri, Cichliformes, Cichlidae.
CAGACUCAGUUGGUGCAGAUCAACACUUGUGCAAUUUUCCUGCAGACAUGUGGUCUAAUGCUUUUUUCCUGUCCCUUCCGAUCUUUGUAGGUUGUGGAUUAGAAGAGCUCAAAGUGAGGCCUGGGGAAGAUUCCAUUCUUCAGUGUCAGAGUCCCAGAGGUGAUGUCAUCAUCCUGCUGGAGUGGAGAAGAUCUGAUCUCAAGUCAGACACCUAUGUGUUCUUCUUCCGAAACCAGCGUCCAUAUGAAAACUACCAGCAUGAGUUCUUCAAAGGCCGAGUGGAGCUGAGAGAUCCAACCAUGAAGGACGGAGAUGUUUCAGUGAUUCUGAAGAACGUCAGCACCAGCGACACGGGAACAUACGAGUGUGAGAUUACAGUCAGGAACACAGAAGGUGUCGUGACUGAGACUAAGCACUCUGUCAACCUCACAGUCACCACCUCAGGUUUCACAGAUGAAGACACCAAGGAUGGAGGAGACAAGGAUGGAAGAGACAGGGAUAAAUUUCUUCCUGUCAUAAUUAUUUUAGUUUUUGCUUUCCUUAUAAUAAUUACUGUUAUUUGCAUACGUAUCCACAGAAAACAGCAUAGAAAUUAUAUGUAGCUAACAGCAAAAGUUAAACAGCUGAUAUAAAAUGCCUGAGGUCUGCGUACUCCUGAAUGAUUGGAGGUUCUGCUGUUCCAUAAAGAUGUGAAUGUGUUUGAAAAGCUGCAAUUUUAUUAGGACUGCAUGCAGAAUCUCGCUUUUUCAAUUUUUAAUCACAGAUGAAACAUUUCUGUGUUAGUGAUCAGAAAAUAUCAACAAGGCUGCUGUGGAUAGCACUGCACACCUUGCACAUUGUUUUAUUUUAUUUUGUUCAAGGCUUUCUAUGCAUGCCUGCUGUUAGAUUACAAAAACAAAUCUUAGUAGUUUAGAGUGUUAAUAUGAGUGAUUUAUUAAAUAAUUAUACAGUAUAAGUUAUAGGACCCUCUAGGAUCCAUUUAACAUAUGAAAAACCCUGAAAUCUAAUGUAAAUUUGGGUGACGGUUUUGACAUUAAAGAUCAUGCUUUGGCACCCAGUCCAAAGUAUGAUUUUGCAAAAGAUUUUUACUUCCAGGAAGUACCCCCCCCCCCCCCCCCCCCCCCAAAAAAAAAAAAAAAACAAAACAAAACAAAACCAAAAAAACCAGAACGAAACCAAAAAAAAACUCAGAUAAGCUAAUGAGGCAAAUGGAGUGAGUGAGAAUUGCAUUGUGAAAACCUGUUAAUGCCCUCUGAACCAGGACAAGCUGGCACCCACUACAGUUUAGACUGAGCAGUUCAGCAGCUAUGAAAUCUCCUACUAACCAAUUAGUUCUCUGGAAAGUGGCGACACCAUUCCAGGAAGAUCUCUCAGAUCUCUGAGGAGUACGACAAAGUAUCAGGGCCACAUUAAGAAAAACAAAUUAUUGUUCAUUUUCAGAAUAAAGUUUGUAUGCAAAGAUUAAAGCUGUCAUUUCAAGUCAAAAAACUGCCACAGCUGCUGUAGCCUCCACAAAAUGCUGUGUGUAGAUCAGUAAGUGGAAUGUCCUUCAGAAGGAUACCAAUGGUUACACCCUCGUGCACUGAAGAGGAUGUAUGUACAAUCAAAACACUGCUGAACAGUGUCAACAGAACAUACAGAAGGAAUAGGAGCCUGGCAGAAGUUUAACUUGAAAGAACAACUGUAAUCUCUACACUUUAAUUAUAUUCUCAAAAUGAACAAUUUAAAAAUAUGUUUUCUUAAUGUUGCCCUGAUACUUUGUCAAACGGAAGGCGAGAGUAAGAAGGUCUGAAGAGUUUCAAUAAGUGUCUGAUGUCUUUGUGUUUCCCUGUUGACUUUCAGUAUUGAAUAUAAAUACUUAGAUGCAAGUUAGUAGCUGUUGGCAGCAAAACAAUUUUACAAUUUCAUUAUUAUAAAAUCAUCAAUAUCUUAUUCUAAAACAGGACUCCUGUACUUGACCUCAUAUCAAACUUGUACAUAGACUAAGCCUAAUGUCUGUUUUUCUAUUUAAUCUUUACUCUCAAACACUUAAACAGCUGAAAGAAUAAAAUCUAAAACUGUCAGGAUCAGGUUAAGCCUGACUUUACUAAAUCCAGUGAAUGGAGCACAAACUGUGCGCGGUCAUGGGAGUGUGUGUGUAUUCAUUUGGUGAUUUAUAAAAUGUAUACAUGUUAUUAUACUUGAUUCUUAUUUGUAGAGUCACCAAACCAGGACUGUCAUGGCUAAUGUGUGGCUUAACAAGCUGCUGUAAAUAAAAGAAUCAGUGGAAACGUGGAGCUUCCAGACCAUUUGAAGCUGACAUCAAGAACAUAAUCUCCUCCUGGAAGUUUUAGUUUUUAUCCUUUCAGAUGCAUUUUAAAUAUAACAACAAAAUUGAAAUUGAAAUUUGAUAUGAAGCCAGCAAGUACAGUGCAGGUGUCCGGUUUUUGAUUGUUAAGAACAAUAAAAAGGUGUAAAAUUGUUUGCUGCAAAAAGAAAAUGAAGAUCAGGGAGUAAAGUUCUGCUUAAAAAUUUAAAUUUAGACCCUCCUACUCUCACCUGUGAUGCUGAUUUCGCACAGCAUAUGUUACCAUGGCGAUUUACCCCAGUAAGAAGCAAACUACCUGUGUAGUACAGAAAACCCAGAAGUUACCUGAAUAAGCCAAAAUCAGUGGUUUGUUGUGCAUUGUUAUUUCAGUCUUACACAUCUUUGUUAGUCAGUGGUUUGUUUGUUUGUCAGUGCAUUGCUACCUUUGCCCAACAAACCCUUCUGACAAAUACUGAAUUAAAAGUGACAGCAUUUAUAUGAUGUAUGUAGAUAUUUUAUAAAAAUCCCACAAUCAUGUGUUUUUGCAUUUGACAGUUUAACUGAGCAUCAAAUGAUAUGUAAGAUUAGAGUUGUGUGUCACAAUGUAAUGUAUCAUGAAUCAAGCUAUAAUGUUCUGUAUGUUUGUAUGUUUGCGGGGUGAUGGUGUACAGACUUUUUAUGUUUUGCUGUGAUUGUUUUAA